Messenger RNA from Morone saxatilis (striped sea-bass), 3064 nucleotides. RefSeq names its product potassium voltage-gated channel, shaker-related subfamily, beta member 1 b (gene kcnab1b). Gene Ontology annotation, cellular component: membrane; voltage-gated potassium channel complex; juxtaparanode region of axon. The record is from RefSeq and is a predicted model, not a curated record. The coding region runs from base 338 to 1492 and encodes 384 amino acids. Gene Ontology annotation, biological process: potassium ion transport; transmembrane transport; negative regulation of delayed rectifier potassium channel activity. Lineage: Eukaryota; Metazoa; Chordata; Actinopteri; Moronidae. The transcript has 13 exons. Gene Ontology annotation, molecular function: voltage-gated potassium channel activity; transmembrane transporter binding; potassium channel regulator activity.
UGACUGGUACAGGAUCCCUUUCUCUACUCCUCACUCACUGACCAGGAUUGCACUGCUGCCAUGUCCGAUCUUGAUGCAACAUCAGCUUAAGAUUGUUCACCCACAAGACACUGAAGACACGAUCUCAUGCUCCCAUCAUUCCUGCCUAUGAUUCCCAUAUGAGAUUUAGCAGCACCAGGCAGAACUGGCCUGGACCACUGACUUUCAACUUCACAUAAGAAUAACAAGGACAAAAUCGAAGUUCCACGGUCAGAAAAAAAAGACUGUUAAGUACUUUAAGGACACAAACAAAGCUUUGUUUGUCUUGGAGCAGCUCUAGUGGCCUUUGUCAACAGCCAUGCAGGUGUCAUUUGCAUGUACGGACCACGGGCUAAAGGCCCCGCGUAAUGGUGAGCACAGCAAGCAGAACGCCACCAGCCCCAACACAGCCAGCCAGGCCCGGGCCCGCUUCCGGACCGUGGCCCUGAUAGCGCGCAGCCUUGGCUCCUUCACCCACCGUUACCACCACAACCUGAAGGAGUCCACCGCCAAGCUCACUGGCAUGAAAUACCGGAACCUGGGGAAAUCUGGGUUGCGUGUCUCCUGUCUGGGGCUUGGCACAUGGGUAACAUUUGGAGGUCAGAUCUCUGAUGAGGUGGCAGAGCAGCUGAUGACUAUCGCCUACGAGAGCGGGGUCAACCUGUUCGACACGGCUGAAGUCUACUCCGGGGGGAAAGCAGAGAUAAUCCUGGGAAACAUCAUCAAGAAAAAGUGCUGGAGAGCAGAGACAGAGAGAGGCCUCAACAGAAAACACAUCAUUGAAGGGUUAAAGGGCUCCCUCCAGAGGAUGCAACUCGAGUAUGUGGAUGUCGUUUUUGCCAACCGGCCAGACAGCAAUACUCCCAUGGAGGAGAUAGUGAGAGCAAUGACACAUGUGAUCAACCAGGGGAUGUCCAUGUACUGGGGGACGUCCCGGUGGUCCGCCAUGGAGAUCAUGGAAGCAUACUCUGUGGCCAGGCAGUUUAAUUUAAUUCCACCAGUGUGUGAGCAGGCAGAAUAUCACUUCUUUCAGAGGGACAAAGUGGAAACUCAGCUGCCAGAGCUCUACCAUAAGAUAGGCGUGGGUGUGGUCUCUUGGUCCCCUUUGGCCUGUGGAAUCAUCACCGGGAAGUAUGAGAACGGCGUCCCAGAAUCCUCCAGGGCCUCAAUGAAGCCAUACCAAUGGUUGAGGGAGAAAAUAAUGAGUGAGGAUGGGAGGAAACAGCAAGCCAAGCUAAAGGAACUGGCUCACAUUGCGGAGAAGCUUGGAUGUACUUUGCCGCAGCUUGCUAUAGCUUGGUGCCUAAGGAAUGAGGGAGUGAGCUCAGUGCUGCUGGGAUCCUCCAAUCCAAGCCAGCUGACAGAGAACCUUGGAGCCAUUCAGGUGAUUCCAAAGAUGACAGCAGGCAUUGCCACAGAAGUGGAUCAUAUACUUGGAAAUCGUCCUCACAGUAAAAAGGACUACCACCAUUAGGAUGGACCCUGUUUUAGUGAACUAUGCUCGGAAAAGCCUAUCAAAGCUCACUUCUCACAGCCAUGGCACCAUAAGUGCGUGCCCAACUUAGCUUGUGUGCGCGUAUGACUGUGUGUGUGACUGUGUAAAAGUGCUCUGCUUGGCUCCUUGUCUGUAUAAGGAUCAACCAGUACUCAUUCUCAUAAAGUGAGCUACUUGACUAAAACAUGCAUGCUACAGCUAUAGAAGCAGGCCACUGGAAGGAACAACAGUUAGAAGAUCCAGCAAGGUGAUUUCUGGAGGUGACAUUCUCCUCCGCUCCAACAAAACUGUGCAGAAGCUGCUGAACCACAAAUUUAAAGAAGCAAAAGAUUACAUUUGGGAGAAAUAGAUUACUGCACAAUCAAGCUGAUUGACACUAGCAUGGGCCAGUUAGUGAACUAUCGUGAGUUUCUGAUUUAGGGUGUCAGUGUAUCAAAAAGAGAAAACUUAAGAGGCAUUUAUUCUCCACAAAGUAUCACAUAAGCUCAUGGUCGUACAGUAAAUACAUGGAAAAUGUGUCACCCAAUGUUCAAGAAAUCUACCUUACUAGAUGUUUGUGACGUUUAAAUAAUAAAAAAACAAAAAAAUCAAUGAUGAUGUGUGUAAUUGGGCCUGGUCUCAGCAGACUGGAUGAUAUGCUAACUGCAGCUGGAGCUGACCUGUCAACGUGAUGAAUCGUUUCCGUACUGGAUGAACUGAAAUUGUGCUCACAAUGUUGUCGCUAAUACCAAGAGAGCUAAGUUAAACAAAAAAAUAUGUUUCAAAACAUCUGUACUGACUGUUAUAUAUUUCCUUAUUACGCAGCUAUGUCAUAGGCUAAUGAGCUUUUCAUCUCCUUGUGUUGUAUUUUUUUUUCCUUUUUCACUUAUGCAAAAGUACAGCAUAGUGUACUUUCCUAUUAUACCCUUCCAACCUCUUUUAAUUUGGACUAUGCCCGACUUUCUGUCAGUAAUGAUCAUGUCUGAUUCAUUUAAUUUCAGUCUGUGCUGUGGCUUAAACAUUUGUCUAGUUGAAGUUGGGAAGAUGAUCCUCCUGAGGGGGAGGUUGUGAAUUUAAAAACAAAGCCGUGUAGCUAAUGAAGACACUCAGUACAAUAAAAAAUAAAACCCAUAUGGACCCCUGCAGUCACUGCACCUGGAACACACUGAAUUCUUACCCAACUUCUCCCAGAUGCCCGUUUUACAUAAUGUGAUGAUCUUUGUUUUGUUCUGUCUGUUCAAACAUGUAUUUCGAUGUUGUUCAUCAGAUUUGUACAUACAAAUAAAGAGCUUAUAAUUCUAACGUGAUAUGUUUUAAAGCUCUAUAGUAAUUUUAUAUUAAUGUUAUGGAUGCCUUCUGAUUUUUCGCCCCUUAAAAACUGAAAUGACAAAGCUAGGGUAAACGUAUUGUUUGCUGAGUUACAGUGUAAACCUAGCCCGCAGUAUUAAAAAUAAACAAAACAACAACAACAACCUGUGACUUGAAACACUCUGGUGUAGUUAACGUUACUGCUGUUUGCUGUUGGGGUUCGUCUGUGUCUUCCUGUUUUAUAAUAAAAUAAGGUGUGAAUUA